AUGAUCAACCCCGUCUUAAAGCCACCUGCGUACCGCACUGUCUCUGCCAGCCUGCAGUCUGCGCAGCGCGCCGGCUUGUGCGCGCUGAGCGCCCAGUCUCCGCCAAUGAAGAUGGUUGAUUUCGUCGCAACUCUGUUCCAAGCAGUCACCACUAUCCAAGCCAUGUCUGACGAUACAUCUAGCCAGCCGCAAGUUCUCCGCCUCGGGUCGCGCGAUGUGUUGAUGAUACAAGUUGCGCUUAUGGAGAUAGCGGUCGACCUUGUAUUCUACGGCGUACAGACAGGCCUCUUCUUCGCCGCCGUGUCCGCUCUAGCACAUCAAGACAAUCGAUCGCGCCUUGUCACAGCGGCCGUCAUCCUCCUCUUCGUGUCCUCGACAUCCGAGGUCGCCCUCGAAAUUCUGUUCUAUGUCGUGCAAGCACCCAUGAUUCUUGCAACGGAUUUGGGAAGCGUUUACGACCUCCUUUUUCGCCUAUAUCUCGCCACCGAGAUUUGCUUCAGGUUCAAUUUUAUCAUGAGCGACGCGAUCGUGAUCUGGCGUGCGUGGGUGCUCUGGCGCGACAACCGCAUCGUUAAAGUCAUUCUCUCUUUGUGCAUGGCCGGAAGCUUGGUAUUGCCUAUCGUUGAAUGCGUAUUCUGGGUCAGGGAUGCGAUGGGGGAGCCGGUCCCUCACUUGAUGUCGCUCAUGGUCACGACGCCGCUUCUGGUCACGAACUCCGUCACUACAAUCCUCGUCGGCUUCCAAGUAUGGUAUUAUCGUCGCAAUAUCAAGGGAGCAAUAGGCCCAUGGAAGCGGUCGACCCAGGUCGAGAAGGUCCUUGUCCUUCUCUUGGAAUCGGGGUUCGCGUACUGUCUGAUAUGGGCGGUCCGCCUCGCUCUCGACGUAGCUCAAAGUGCUGGUCGUAUUGCUAUUCCCUACGCCGUUAUCACGAUUGCCUAUCACAGUACCGCCGGGAUUUAUCCCACCCUAAUUAUCCUCGUCGUCGCAAUGCAACGGUCAGCAACGCAAGACCUGGCGCUCAGUCAACAGAUAUCUCUACCCAUAAUGGAAGGAGAGGAGAUCGUCUUCCAGACGAAGAGCGGGCCAUCGAGAUCGGUCGACGAGACGCAUAGCGAAUGGCUAUCUGGGUCUUCGGUGAUACAAGAUAUCACUCAGGAAGAUCGAUCGUUGACUUCAGGCGAAGAGACUUUGCCCUACGAUGCCACCCAUGGCGAGCCGAAGCCUGUUGUUGAGCGCACACAGACAUCUUAG
Schizophyllum commune H4-8 is the source of this 1251-nucleotide messenger RNA. RefSeq lists its product as uncharacterized. The record is from RefSeq and is a predicted model, not a curated record. NCBI's taxonomy places the organism in Eukaryota, Fungi, Basidiomycota, Agaricomycetes, Agaricales, Schizophyllaceae. Bases 1 to 1251 code for a protein of 416 amino acids. The transcript has 9 exons.